GUCAUUUGUAUUAAAAUAAAUAAAAGCAAUAUAAUCUAAUUUUCAGCAUAUUUUUAACACAAUUAGCUUACCAGCAACAUAAAUGAAGCUUCUAAAACCCAGUUGGGUUAAUCACGAUGAUAAACCAAUAUUUUCUGUGGAUAUUCAUCCUACGGGAAAGCGUUUUGCAACUGGUGGACAAGGAGGGGACUCCGGGAGAGUUGUUGUUUGGAACUUGAACUCUGUUUUAUUUGAGGCAGUUGAAGUGGACCCAAAUGUACCCAAAAUGCUCUGUCAAAUGGAUAAUCAUUUAGCUUGUGUAAACUGUGUGCGGUGGAGCAAUGGUGGCCGAUACCUGGCAUCGGGGGGCGAUGACCGUCUCAUUAUGGUGUGGGGACUGAGUGUUGCCCCAUCUGCUCCUGGUAAAAACAAGGCUGAGACAUGGAGAUGUUUAGCUACAUUAAGGGGACAUGCUGGGGAUGUUUUAGACCUUGCAUGGUCACCGCUAGAUAAAUGGUUGGCAAGUUGCAGUGUUGACAACACUAUAAUAAUAUGGAAUGCAGAGAAGUUCCCGGAAAUGGUUUGUGUACUGAACGGACAUAAGGGGCUAGUGAAAGGUGUUGCAUGGGACCCGGUCGGCAAAUAUUUGGCAUCCCAAUCUGAUGACAAGUCAUUAAGAGUUUGGAAGACUGCGGAUUGGGCACAGGAAACUGUUAUAACUGAACCAUUUGAGGAAUGUGGAGGAACAACGCACGUGCUGCGUCUGUCCUGGUCACCGGACGGUCAGUAUGUGUUGUCUGCGCACGCGAUGAACGGCGGCGGACCAACUGCACAGGUCGUGGAGCGGGACGGCUGGCGCUGCGACAAGGACUUCGUCGGUCACCGCAAGGCUGUCACCUGCGCUCGCUUCAACAACAACAUAUUCGUGAAGGAGGGCAAGAAGUGCUGCUGCGCGGCGGUGGGCUCCCGCGACCGCGCCCUCUCCAUCUGGCUCACCUCCCUCAAGCGACCUCUCGUUGUUGUGCAUGACCUCUUCACUGACAGCGUGCUCGACCUCUCCUGGAGCUCUGACGGUCUCAAUCUCCUGGCGUGCAGUUCCGACGGUACAGUCGCCUGUAUACAGUUUACCAAUAAAGAAAUCGGAACACCUCUAACACUUGAUGAAAAGAACGCAUUCUACGAAAAGAUAUACGGCAAAUGUUUAGUGAACGAAUCUGGAGGUGACUUGACAUCAAACUUGCUGGUGGAGUGCCCAGAGAUCCUGCUGGCGCGCGAGAAGCAGGAGGCCAAGAAGGAGGCCGUCAAGGAGGAAGUCACGCCCAAAAGUGAGAAGUCACAGAGCGUGCCCGCGGUGACAUCGCCGGCCGGCAGCACGGGCGGCAGCAUGGGCGCGCUGGCCAGCACGCCGCUGCGCCCCAUGGACAGACAGAUAGAGACGCGCACAUCCGACGGCAAGCGCCGCAUCACGCCCGUCUUCAUACCGCUCACCAAUGCUGACGCCAAUGAGUCGCUGGGCUCUCAGCCGGGCGGCGGUGAGCACUGUUUCAGUACUUCCUCGCAGAGCAAGUCGCGCAUCCGCGUCGAGCGGCGCGACGACAUCGUCAUACAUCCCAAUGUCAGCAACCACGCCACCUCGCACAACAACACCAGUAACAACAACAACGACAAUGGUUUGGAUCAGCGACUGCGCAAGCGCGGUGGCGGACAGCUGCCGGGGCCGCGCGCGGAUGAGCUUGCGGCGCGCGCGGGCGGCGGAGCUGCUGGCGGGGCCGCUGGCCCGGCGCGUGUCUCGCUGCCCGCACCCGUGCUCGGCGCGGCCGGACCUGUCGUCAGAGCCGCGGGCGCGCUGCGACUACAGGUUGUUAAUAAGGCAUGCAACACACAAUACGGCACUCUGUCGCGUCUGCAACUCAUACCUAACAACUCCGCAUCAAACGAUCCCGUUUGGGAAACGUAUUUGGGUUCCCCGGUGACGUGCAUAGCGUGCGACGCGCGCUGGGCGUGCGUGUCGUGCGCGGACGGCACGCUGCACGUGUGGCGGCUGGGCCGGCCGCACGCCAGCCGCGCGCUGCCACCCAUCGCUCUGAUGUCGCAGGCGGCCAAGAUGACGCUGUCGGGCGAUACGCUGCUGCUGGUGACGACGUCUGCUGAACUCGCCAUCUGGGACCUCGACAACGCCGCUUGUAUCAUACGGCCGCUGUGCUUCAGAAGUCUCUUGUCCCAUGGAGUGGCGGUAUCAAAUUGUUCCCUGCUGGAGGACGGCAACCCGAUGAUCUCACUCAGUAACGGAAGGAGUUAUAUUUACAGCCAGAAAUUAUGUGCUUGGGUGGUGUGGAGCGAGGCGGGUGACCCAGUGCGGCGUGCAGGCGGGGGCGCGCGCUCCGUGCUGGGUGCGCAACGUCCGCGCCGCGCCCCGCCCCCGCACGCCGCGUACACGCCCCACGCGCCGCACACGCCCGCCGCGCACUCGCUCGGACCACACGCCGCCAGCAGCAGCUACGCGACGGGCGCGGCUCGCAGCUGGCUGGAGGCACAGCUGGCCGCCUGCUUGCAUCUGCGCCUCGCACCCGACUACCGUUACUGGCUCUCAUCUCUUUUUACACAUCUGCUCAGCUACGGAAACGAAGAGCAAUUGCGCGGCAUACUGGAUGAUCUCCUUGGACCUAGCCACUGCACGUCCGUGCCAAAGAAGUGGCAGUCCAAUGUUCUAGGUAUUAAGAAGCACGACUUAUUAGAGGAGAUGUUAUCGCUGCUGGUGAAGCAGCUGCGGUGGCAGCGGCUGUACACGGAGUACUCGGAGCAGCUGAGGAACGUGCGUGCAACGCCGGCGCUAAACGGCCACUGACAUCGGAGGCACGUACUGUGCAUCUGCGAGGCCCCGCCUCCCGUGCACCCCGCGCCCCCCGCGCGCACGGACACGCCCCCCGGUGCGCAUCACUAAGACAUGUGAAAUGUUGUGAUCUGAAUGUGUGUAAUUCUAAUUGCAAGUCAUGCAAUUGAAUUGUUUAAAAGUGAAGUGUUGUGAUCUAUGUAGAGGAGUGAGCAGGCAAUGUGUGAGAUAAUCUUUGUGGGUGAGUAUUUCCUACGAUUGUGUUCAUAGCAUUUUUUAAAAGAAGAUGUCUCAAAAUUAUCCUAAAUUGAUUUUGAUGAAAUUUAAUGGUUGUUAUAUAUUGUAAUUAUUAUGAAUUCUAUUUUAUUAAUUGUAAAUGUGUGAACAAAUUGAUAUCUAUGUGAUUGUCUUUUGUAUUUAGAAAAGAAUGUCUGCAUAUUGCGACACAACAUACACUGCCUGAAUAAAUGAUGCCAAUAUGCGUUUUAAGUAAUUUAGUUGAGAAUCGAAAUUUUUAAUGAUCUUAGAAUACUAAAUGUAUUAUUAUGACUAAAUUUGUAUAUAUUUAUAUAAUUAGAUAAAAUAAGCAUCAUGUCUAAAGGAUUAGAAGGAAAAAAUCAAAUGCUUUUUUAAUAGUCACAUAAAGUACCUUGUUUAUUUGAUCUUUUCUUGUUCUAUCUUUAUUUUUUAUCAUCAUCAGAACUACACUUAGUCCAGUUUUCUUUUGGUUAUUUUCUUUCCUUUUCAAUCAACUGACGGCUUUGGUGAGAGAAGUGUAAAUCAUUUCUCAGAUUGUCAAGGGUAUAGGUAUCACUAUUUACAUUUUAAUAUUAAAAAUAUAGUUCGAUAAUAAAAAAUAUCAUUCUAAUUUAAGUGAAUCCAAAAGUUCCUGUAUCUUCAGUUGUGAAAAUUUAUAUUUUUUAAUCUGAAUUUCUAGAGUAGCUGUGAUUUUCUGAGGCCAUAUUUAUAUUUUAGAUGGAUUUUGUUCUCGGAAACCCACAGUUAGUGGUGCUUUUAACACAUCUCUUGAAAUUACAAGGUUAUUUUUAAGUGAGAAAUUUGUUUUUUUUUUUGUUAUUUUCAAUAUAUGGUAUACCGUUAGGUGACAAAAUUGACGACUUUCAUCACAAGGUUUUUUUUUUAUUUACUUAUAUCUUAAAUAUAAAUGUGUUAGGAAUCCUUUAUCAAAUAUAAUAUUUAAUUUUCAUAAAAAUGUAAGCCUCAAAAACCUGUCCUAAACAGUUGAAAUUUAUAUAUUAUUGUAUUAGAGCUUCUAAAAAGAUGUAAUUCGCUUGUUAUGACUAAAUAUAUAUAUUUUAGAAUAAUUUUUAAGUUGUGUUCUUUGUGUUUUGUGUUAUAAAAUAAUUUGCUGGUCUUUUAAAACAUAUGAACUGCAUCUUAAAGUAUUCAUUGUGUAAGUCACUAAAUAUAUUGUGAUUUUUAAUCACAUUAUUAUAGAAUUAAAAGAAAUCGGUCUAAAAUUAGU
Messenger RNA from Papilio xuthus (Asian swallowtail), 4295 nucleotides. RefSeq names its product histone cell cycle regulator-like protein (gene Hira). Gene Ontology annotation, biological process: DNA-templated transcription; regulation of DNA-templated transcription; chromatin remodeling. Gene Ontology annotation, molecular function: nucleosome binding; protein binding. The coding region runs from base 83 to 2824 and encodes 913 amino acids. The transcript is spliced from 20 exons. The record is from RefSeq and is a predicted model, not a curated record. Gene Ontology annotation, cellular component: HIR complex; chromatin; nucleus. NCBI's taxonomy places the organism in Eukaryota, Metazoa, Arthropoda, Insecta, Lepidoptera, Papilionidae.